This is a messenger RNA of Homarus americanus (American lobster), 7474 nucleotides long. Its product is annotated as mucin-2-like. The record is from RefSeq and is a predicted model, not a curated record. The transcript is spliced from 3 exons. Gene Ontology annotation, cellular component: extracellular region. Gene Ontology annotation, molecular function: chitin binding. Bases 663 to 6887 code for a protein of 2074 amino acids. Lineage: Eukaryota; Metazoa; Arthropoda; Malacostraca; Decapoda; Nephropidae.
ACAUGUCCCACCGCGACACCUGCUGCAAGGGGUGUACAGGCAACACCUCACUCCUCACUACACACCGGAGCUGCCCACAUCAGUGCUUUGCAACUAGAAACUAAUCAACGUCAUCAUGUGAAAACUAAGCCUACUGGUACAGUACUGUAUAGCUAAAAACAAUGGACAAGUGUCAUCAUACCGUACAGCUUAAUCAACAUACUGUAUUAAAAAUCAAGCACAGUAGAAAAAGCAGCAACUGAAACUGAACAUAUAAUGUAGUGAGUCAAGCCAAAGGCUUGGUUUCUCAAGUAACAUACCAUACAUAUCCUUUGGGUGUAAAUAUCAAGCUAAGAAUAUUGUUGCAUGUGUCUACAGUUACCACAUGUGCGAUAUAUACGAGAUGGACUAAGGUAUGCACAAUAAUCUCCCAGUGGGUAUCAUUUUUCAGUAAUAAAUACCUUGCCACACGACGAAUGACACAAGUGAUUCCUUGGACUCUCAACACCGUACAAGAGUUGUGCUAAGGAAAAGCCUAUGAACUCGAUCGUAACGAAACCUGAGCUGAACAAUGCACAGUACAAAGAAAGUGGGCAUGUGGUGAAAGAGCAAAUUAUCAAAACAUUACUACGGGAGUUCAGUAAAAGAAAAAUCAAGGGAGAGUGUAGUUUAAGGUAAUAACUAUGACCACCAAUCCUACCCUGAACCGUCUGGUGGUGAUUUUCGGUGCGUUGCUGCUAACACAGGCUAGCUACGCCGCCCUGCACCACCACCGCUCCCAACACUUUUCCCAGGAGGUCCUUGACGAUUACAACUACAGUGAAGAAGAUAUCGGAGACCUUGAUCCAGAGACACGAAGUGGACUGUGUUUGCCAGAUUGCACCCGUGAUGGAGCCAUUCGACUUGACAGGACCUCUUGCAACCACUACUUCAUGUGCUCACUCUUGCACCAUCAGCUGGUCCUCUUCAGGUGCUCCUGCCCCUAUGCCACGCCUAAAUUUAACAAAUAUCGCCAGAAAUGCACCAGGGAGGCUCAAUGUCGUGUCUCUUGCACUUCCCACGCCCAUAUCUUCACCAACUGGACUGCUGUGACUCACAAGGGCCACCAGUGCGUUGCUGCCUUACCUGAGCCUUCCAUCACUAUCACCAUCACCAGCGCUACCCUUACCACCAGCAUCACCCAUUCUACUUUCACCAAACCUACAAUGCAUACCCACACCACACCAACAGUUGUAUCCACACCUUAUGAAUCACAAGAAACCAACACACUUGCAACCAUAGUCUCCUCUCUCACUACUUUAACAUCAAUUGUAGCUACCCUACUCACUAAUGUCAACAUAGAGUCCAUGUUAAUCCCACCUGCUACCCUUGCUACAUCAUCUCUAGUCACUGUUAAUGCUACUACCAUGCCACCCUUCCCUGGCACCAUACCUACUACUACCAUACAGUCCCCAAGUCCGUCACUCGCCAAUGCCAACAAUGAUUCUGCAGUGACAGUGACUGCAGCUAUCACCGAUCCCUUCCUGGCUACCCUACUCAGCACCCCAACAGUGUCCAAAGUUACCUUACCUGCCACUAGCAUCCUCUCCCCAGCUACCGUCACUACAUCCCCUAUCACCAUACCUACUAUAGUCACGCCAAUUCCAGCAUUCCUUCCCGAUACUAUCACCAUACUGUCCUCAGUCACCAUGCCCACCACUAUCCCUACAACAUCACCAAGUAUCAUCCCAGAGACAUUGGUGCCACCCUUAAGCUGUGACAAUGCACAAUGUCUAACUGUCAACUCUCGUUUACAUGACCCAUACAACUGCAGUCGUUAUUACAAGUGUAUCUUCUCUGAUGAUCAGUUGAUGGCCCGCCCCUACAUCUGCCCGAGCACCAUGCCCGUCUUCAGCCGCCUGCUCCAGAUGUGUGUCACUGGAAUAAAGUGUCGAGCUCCUUGUGCAGAUGCACAAAAUUCACCUCCCACCACCACUCCUCAGAUAGGUGUCACAACAGAUGAGACAACAGCAUACCCUGAAACACCUGAUAUAGCAUCUCAUGAUUCUCCUUCAGUUAUUGUAACAUCGGAGUCAGUUACAGGCAAUGCAACAUCUACUGGUGGUUCCUCAUCACUGGAGACACUUACAGAUGGAGGUACAUCACUGGAGAUAAACGAGGGAUUUAUAACAUCUGAGUCAGCUACAGACGUAACAGUGUCACCUGACAACCCAACAGUUGUAUCAACACCUGACACACCAACAGUUGAGCCGACAUCUUCUGACACACCUAUAGUUGUGCCAGCAUCUUCUGACACACCUACAGUUGAACCAGCAUCUUCUGACACACUUACAAAUGUGCUAGCAUCUUUUGACACACCUACAGUUGUGCCAGCAUCUUCUGACACACCAACAGUUGUACCAGCAUUUUUGGACGCACCAACAGUUGUACCAGCAUCUUUUGACACACCUACAGUUGCACCAGCAUCUUCUGACACACCUACAGUUGUGCCAGCAUCUUCUGACACACCCACAGUUGUGCCAGCAUCUUCUGACACACCUACAGUUGUACCAGCAUCUUCUGACACACCUAUAGUUGUACCAGCAUCUUCUGACACACCAACAGUUGUACCAGCAUCUUCUGACACACCUACAGUUGUACCAGCAACUUCUGACACACCUAUAGUUGUGCCAGCAUCUUCUGACACACCUAUAGUUGUACCAGCAUCUUCUGACACACCUACAGUUGUACCAGCAACUUCUGACACACCUACAGUUGUACCAGCAACUUCUGACACACCUACAGUUGUGCAUCUUCUGACACACCUACAGUUGUACCCAACUUCUGACACACCUAUAGUUGUGCCAGCAUCUUCUGACACACCUACGGUUUUGUGCCAGCAUCUUUUGACACACCAACAGUUGUACCAGCAUCUUCUGACACACCUACAGUUGUGCCAGCAUUUCGACACAACAUUUGUACCAGCAUCUUCUUACACACCUACAGUUGUGCCAGCAUCUUCUGACACACCUACAGUUGUGCCAGCAUCUUCUGACACACCUACAGUUGUGCCAGCAUUUUCGGACGUACCAACAGUUGUACCAGCAUCUUUUGACACACCUACAGUUGUGCCAGCAUCUUCUGACACACCUACAGUUGUGCCAGCAUCUUCUGACACACCUACAGUUGUGCCAGCAUCUUCUGACACACAUACAGUUGUACCAGCAUCUUCUGACACACCUAUAAUUGUACCAGCAUCUUCUGACACAUUUAUAGUUAUGCCAGCAUCUUCUGACACACCUUUAAUUGUACCAGCAUCUUCUUACACACCUACAGUUGUGCCAGCAUCUUCUGACACACCUACAGUUGUGCCAGCAUCUUCUGACACACCUACAGUUGUGCCAGCAUCUUCUGACACACCUACAGUUGUGACACCAUCUUCUGGCACACUUACUGUGUCAACAUCUUCCAACGCAACUAAUGAAACUUCAACAGCUGACACGCCUGCCACUCUUUCUGAAACAGCUAUAAUUAUGUCUAACAUUGGUUUUACAUCUGAGAUAACAACAGGCAUUUCUUCGACAUCUUCUCACACAACAAGCAACUCAACAUCUGGCAAAGUAACAGAAUCUUCUGAAACAAGCACUGAUGCAGCACCUGACAUGACUACAGAAAAAAAACAGCACCCUGACAUGACUAUAGAAACGUCAACAUCUGGAUCUGUGGCAGGCACCGCAUCAUCUGUCACACCACCAUUACAGGAGUCAUGCAACCUGCCCUGCACAGCACCAGAAAUGAAGGUUGCAGAUCCUUAUAACUGCCAUUACUUCUAUGCAUGCAGGUUCACCGAGGAUCUCAUGCCAAUCCCUAUCCGAGUCAAGUGUCCUCGCAGGCGACCCGUGUUUAGUGCUGUUUCCGGCACAUGUGUGGCGGAGGGUCCGUGUGUGGUGAGGUGCCAAUCCUCUGCCACCAUCAUCAUACCUCCUCCACAAUCCACCACCACCUUAUCAUCCAUCUCCCUCUCCCAACACCCUACUCACCCAGAGUCUGUUGUAACCAAUACAACAGUAACCACCCCAACACCCACCACACCAGACAUCAAUAUUAUGUUUAACAUGACGACCACUACAGCUACCAUCACUUCAUCAGUGACUACUACAACAGAGUUUCUAUAUGACUGCCAACCGACUUGUCUGGUUGCUGAUUCCUGGUUAUCAGACCCUACAGAUUGCCACUACUUUUAUGUUUGUCACUUUAUUAAUGACGUGAUAUCCAAACCUCGGCGAAUUAAAUGCCCAUAUCAUCUACCCAUCUUCAGCCAACACCUUGGAAGAUGCACUGCAGAUGCUCCAUGUGUUACUUCUUGCAAUCAUACAACAACUGUGAACAUUGUGACACCAGUAUCAUCUGACUCACCCAUCUGCCAACCAACUUGUGCCCUAGCAAACUCCCGGAUGUCAGAUCCCACUGAUUGUCACCACUACUACAUUUGCAUCAUUCUUGACAGUCUCAUCCCCCAAGCAGUACGUACAAAGUGUCCGCAAUCAAGACCCUACUUUGACCGUAGAAAGGGAGUAUGUGUGCCUCAGUCGAGAUGCAUCAUAACCUGCACUCAACAAGAAACUGUGUCUACACCUACAAUUAUGCCUCCAACUCCUGCCAAUGUCUGUCAUCCUGUCUGUAUUAAACCAGAGACUGUAGUGACUGAUCCGCUUGACUGCCAUCAUUAUUAUAUCUGUUCAGCCAGUGGAGCACUGAAUAGCCCAACUAGGAUGAAGUGCCCAUCACACCUUCCCAUCUUCGACCAGGACACAAACAGUUGUUCCAAGGAUGCUCCUUGUGUGGUAAACUGUCAAGCAAAUUUUACUACCACUAGUGCCCUUGGUGUUGCUUCUGUCAGCAAUACCAUCACUGGUAGUAUUACAACUGGCAAUACAACCAUUAGCAGUCCCAUCACCAGUGUCACCACUUUAGCCCCCACCACUAACAUCACCGCUUCAUUCAUCACUACCAUCCCAAGUAUCACCACUCCAGCUCCAAUUUCUACUACCAGCAAUACACUCAAUACCACCAAUACUUCUAUUCUCAUUGAUGAAGUUACAACAAACAGCUCCUCCAGUACUCUAGCAGUUGGAAUCAAACCCGAGCUAUGUCGACCAAACUGCUCCUCACAUAACACCGUACAUCAUGACCCACUGGACUGCCACCACUAUUAUGUAUGCAUGAUCGUCAGUGGUAAACCUAACCUCACCAAGAUCCAGUGUCCACAGCAUCGGCCUGUUUUUCAUCUGCCUACUUACAGCUGUCAAAGAUCUGUGCCUUGCAUCAUAACUUGUGGGGAUUCUGUUAUCUUCCUCCCAGCCACUAUAGCAAGCACUGGUACUGGUGCAGUUACCACAGAAAGCAUUAACCCUGCCACAAUCACCCUAGGAAGCACAAGCCCUACCACAGUGAACACCAGCCCCAUCAUAGUGAAUACUACCCCUACCACAGUGAAUACUACCACUACCACAGUAAACACCAGCCCCACCACAGUAAACACCAGCCCCAUCACAGUGAACAACACCCCUGUCAUAAUCAGCAGCACAGAGGAGACACCAGGGAAUAAUGGUGUGAGGUGUAAGCCCGAGUGUGCACAGGCUGGAAUACUGGUGGCAGACCUCACCAACUGUCAGCGGUACUAUGUGUGUGUCUACGUAGACAGUCUGGCUCCUCGCCCUGUGCGUGCUGCCUGCCCACAAGCCACACCUGUGUUUGAUACCACCAAGAGACGCUGUGUGGCUGAGGCACAGUGCUACCAGCCCUGUGCUGAGCAGUCUACAUCUCUUGCACCAGCAGCACCUAUUGGAUCUUCUACCACAUCUGUCACCACAACUGCAACUCCAGGAAGUUUAUGUUCAGCAGUGUGUGAAGCAGGGGACAGGGUUCUCCCAGACCCUACUGACUGUCAUUUCUACUACCUGUGUUCAGCCAUCUACGGCCUACCAGGUGCUCUCCGUGUCCAGUGUCCUCCAGGACGCCCAGUGUUUGAUGCUGAUCAGUUAGUGUGUAGUAGCAGUGUUCUCUGUGAUGUCCCUUGCCCAGCUGCUGCUAAUCCACCUCCUCCUCCUAGCACGCAUUCCCCAUUCACUUCAACUCUUCCUUUUCCCCCUGCUGGUCCACCUGCCCCCAUUACCUUCAGCCCUACUCAUCCACCUGUCCCUGCCCACCCACCUGCUCCUAUUACCUCCAACCUAACUCAGCUAUCUAUCACACCUGCCCCAGCUGACUCUCCUUCCUUUGACAUCCCGCAGGAAUGUCCACAUGCUGGGUACUUUACAAGAAGCAAGGAGUGUAGUGACACCUUUAUCCACUGCUAUCAGGAGGGGGCAAGGCUGAUGAGUGUGAGCAAAAGGUGUCCAGUAGAUCUAGUAUUCAACACAGUCUCCACCUACCCCUAUUGUGUGCCUCCCACAAACUGCCCCUAUGACCCAAUCAUCAAUGGUACCUCUGUCAAUGCCACUUCCUGCCUCCAUCCUGGUAGUUUCCCCAAGUGUCUUCACUGCUGUCCAGACUUCAUUCGCUGUGAGCCAUCAGUCUAUGGUCCUGGAUACUACCCUGUGGCAGAGCGCUGCCCUCGGGACCUGGUGUUCAACACAGAUCCAAGGUACCCCGUAUGUAUACAGCAGCGAGACUGUCCAUCAGGAGGUUUACACACCAGCCAGUGUGUGGGUAAAGGUAACUACCCAGCAUGCCCUGGUUGCUGCAAGAAAUACUACCACUGCACUAAGGAUGGUCGCCUUCAAACCAGGACCUGUGCCUUCUCUCUCAUGUUCAACCCACACCCUGCUCACCCUUACUGUGUUCUUGCCUGGAACUGUCCAUUUGUUCCUGCAGCAUAUGCUAGCCUUGUGACCACCCCACACCUGCCUGUAGCAGUCCUGCCCUGACUCACAGACAGCCCACACACCAACCAGUGUGAGGGCGAGAAAAACUACCCUGCAUGCACAGGCUGUUGCAAGAACUACUACCGCUGUACCAAGGAUGGUAACCUUCAACCCAGGACCUGUGCCUUCUCCCUCAUGUUCAACCCACACCCUGUUCACCCUUACUGUGUCCUUGCCUGGAACUGUCCCUUUGUUCCUACAGCACUUGCAAGCUUCCUGACCUCCCCACACCUGGCACAAUUGAUCCAGUCAUUUUCUCCCCAAACCUUGCCCAGCUGAUCCAACCCUACCCUACUCUACCCUAAUCUUACCUAGCAGUCAAAGCCCUGAAUUACCUUAAUCUUACCUAUCUGACCAAACUCUAACCUACUCUAAUCCUACUUACCUGAUCCAGGCCGGAGUUACCAAGAUCCUAUCUUAUUCCCUCACGACUACAUACACAAAUUGUCAGUUUUAGUGCUGACUUAACUAUAUAAUUUUGCCUAAUUAUUGUCAUAAGAAUGUUGUAGACACCUGAGAGACAGUUCUUGAUUUUAUACUAACAUUGUUUAUACUGUAUUGUUAUUUGUUAUUAAAUGGAAUAAACAAGC